AUGGUUAAUCCCCCGGCUAGCUGUGCUAAAACAUUUUACUGGCCACAUAUAUUACUGAUAGCUGACUUUCUAAAAGGUUUGCCAUCUCAUGAUGAAAAUAAUUUUACCAAGUUUCACACAGACUCCAGCUGUAAAGUAGGAGUUAGGAAGCCAGGGGUGUAUAUUUCCACUAAAGAUUUUCCAUCAGAUCAAGUAAUCACCACAGAAAAGACCAAUAUCCUGCUUCGAUAUCUACAUCAACAGUGGAAUAAGAAGAAUGUCAGUAAGAAAAGGGAUUCCAGUAAAGCCAGUCUAGAUUCGUCUGAAGCUACAAAUUCUCCUUCAACCAAAAUGCCACGCUUAAAUUCUCAGGAUGAGGGUUCCUAAUAGAUGAUGUAUUUGUGUGACUGGCCAAUCACAGCAUUUCUUACAAAUCCACCAGUUCUUGGAUGUCAUAGAAGUGGGAAAGCUGACAUAUUGUAGCUGCAAAGCUUCUCAUUGGCUGAUUUUUCAGAGAAGAAUUAUAAUUUUAUGGAGACAUGGUUGACAAAAAGUUGCCAUGAUGCUUUUUAUUUUAUUUUGAUAAUUGUAAAUAUAUCCAUUAUGUAUACAACUUGUAGUUUACAGAUUUUUUUAUGAAUCAAUUGAUGUCAGUGAUGUAAUUAGUUGACUCAUUAUAUUGACACCUUCUCUGAGUAUUGUACAACUUAAGUCUUUAAAUAGUAGAAAAUCAAACUAUUGCCAUCCAAUGAGUAAGGAGUUGCUGUUUUGGUAGGAUGUGGUAAAAUGUUUUACAGACAGGGCAUUUUUUGGGGGGUACAGAUAGGUUUUGUUUGACUUGGGAUGAAUGGUGUCUGGUCAGGCACAUAUGUAUGCAUGUAUUAUGACAAAUGUUUUGGACAGAUUUUGUGGAAUACUUGGCAAUGCCGACCUGGUAUGGCAUAGAUUUCAGUUUGUGAAAUGGUGUGCAUGAAUGAACAAGUUUGUUAAACAGUUGGUUCAUAUAAAAAAAUCCAGUUACCCAUAACAUUAUUCCUGUGUGAUGACUGCUGCAGACUGGUAACCACAAAGAUUUGUCCUGAAUGAUGACUGUAACAGACUGGUGACCAGUAGUGUCAGUCCUGAGUGAUGACAGUUACAGACUGGUGACCAGUAGGGUUAGUCCUGAGUGAUGACUGUUACAGACUCGUAACCAGUAGGGUUAGUCCUGAGUGAUGACUGUUACAGACUGGUGACCACAAGGGUCAGUCCUGAGUGAUAACUGUUACAGACUGGUGACCAGUAGGGUUAGUCCUUAGUGAUGACUGUUACAGUCUGGUGACCAGUAGGUUUAGUCCUGAAUGAUGACUGUUACAGACUGGUGACCACAAGGGUCAGUCCUGAGUGAUGACUGUUACAGACGGGUAACCAGUAGGGUUAGUCCUGAGUGAUGACUGUUACAGACUGGUGACCAGUAGGGUCAGUCCUGAGUGAUGACUGUUACAGACAUGUAACCAGUAGGGUUAGUCCUGAGUGAUGACUGUUACAGACUGGUGACCAUUAGGGUUAGUCCUAAGUGAUGACUGUUACAGACUCGUAACCAGUAGGGUAAGUCCUUAGUGAUGACUGUUACAGACUGGUGACCAGUAGGGUUAGUCCUGAAUGAUGACUGUUACAGACUGGUGACCAGUAGGGUCAGUCCUGAGUGAUGACUGUUACAGACUGGUGACCACUAGGGUUAGUCCUGAGUGAUGACUGUUACAGAAAGGUAGCCUGUAUUGUAAGUAAGUUUAAUCCUGACUGAUAACUGCUCCAUCUUUCUUAAGAUAUAUGCAAUAGUGGUGUGUUUUUGCUUUCAAUAAUUAACUCUAACAGCCAACAGUAAAAGAAUGUUAAUCCAUUACAUAUUUUUCAUGAAGCCUACAACAGUGUUUUUCAAAAAAAAAAAAAAAAAAAAAAUCAAUAAAUGUAAUAAUCGAGAUAGACUUCAGUACACAUUAAAAGUGGCUAAUUUCUGGUACAUCAGGAUUGUGGGACAAAAUCAGUGAAAAUAUUAACCCCACAGAAAUUAAUGAUUUUACAAUCAAGUAUGAAAUUUUAUAAAUGGAUGUUUGUCACUUUUUGGUUGUUAGGUUGUAUAAAGGGUUUACUAUAUAAUUGUAUAUAAUUGUACUACAUAUUCUUCAACUGAUGCACAAAUUGACAUACAAGUAUGAACUGGGUGUUUUUUCCAUUUCAAAAUUAUGAGAAUUUAGAAUUUUUUUCCUGGGGGAGUUAGUAAAGAAAAAAAUCUUUGACAUGCCAAAGUUAAGAUGUGUUUUAACAGAAUGGCUCAUUGAAGCACACUUUUAUUUUUUGUUGAAUUAAAAUCUUGUUAAUUUAUGUUCUGUGCACACACCAUUAAUGACAAAACCUUCUUAACUUAUUUGUGAUCAUAUGAAUACAUAUUACACUCAACUUGCAUGUUUGAUAUUGAAUAUAAAAAUUGCUGAAUUGCCAUUGCUACCAUAUUUCACCGAAGUAUUCCAUACAUGGAAAAAUAGCACAGAAUAUAAGUAAUGAUAGUUUUAAGGUGCUUAGAGCAUUAAUUAACAAAAUGCUUAAAAUUUUAAAAGAUACUUUAAACUCUUUACAGGUUUGAAUUACAUUAAACCCACUUAACAUGUAAAAUCAACAUAAGUUUUGUUGAUAUAAUCUUCAUGAAAGGUCAUUAUUACGAUGAUUGAAAAAAGAAAAUUAAAUUUUUGUGAAUAUUUAGUUUAUAUGCAAUGUAAGUCAUCCAUCUGUUGUUGGAAAACCUAUACACUAUGGACCAAUUAAUAGUAUUGAAUCUCAGUGAGUAAAUGUUGUUAUUAGCAAUCAUUAAGAUUAAAAACACUUAAGGAGAUAUGCUACCUCACACAUUCCUCAAAGAAUGUUGUAAGAGUUACGAGGUUAACACUUUCGAUAUACAUGUAGUAACAUGAAUGUUAUCAGUGUACAUACUUUGUUUACCAGUUAAUGGUGUCAUCAGCUGGUUCACAUAAUCCAAAUUACCAUAAAAAAGGUAAUGUCCUGUUCCUUAUGUGAAAUGUUUUGUAAAAGAGAUACAUAUAUAGUAAAGGUAGCAUACAUCCUUAAUUAUUAUUAACAAGACAAGAGUAGAAUUCUGCUGACUGGAAACAUCCUCUAUUAUGUCUGACAAUUUUGUGUUGAUUCAGUAUUCUUUGUUUUGAUAGGAAUACAGAAAAACACGCUUGUUAUUUUCUCAUAAAAUGUAUUGUACCAUUGGAUUUUAUUCCUAUAAGGCAAAAAAACAGAGUAAAUUUUUUGUGAACUGCCAAAUUAGUUGUUGCUAUUUCUAACUUGGACAUGUUGACAUACCACAUCCACAUAUUGCUAUACACAAUGUACAUGUUUAGAAAAGAAAACAAAUAGUCAUGAAAAGGUGUUUUUGAUGAAAGUUUAAAAUUUGAAAGAUUCAGGUUUUGUUAUUUUAGGCAGUUGAAUAGUCAAUUUUUUGCAUGUUUUCUUUUGCCUAUAUAUGAAGCUAUACAAUUAUUUUCUUAUAUUUAAAUUUUCAAUAUCAGCAUGAAAACUUGUGUAAAUUGUAUUGUUGUGUAGAUGACUAUUGAAAUAAAUUUUGAUUGUCCCGGUUCCUAAAAAAGCAAAAAAAAAAAAAAAAAAAAAGUAAUAAACACAAAUAAGCACGUCAAAAGAUUAUGACAAGUUUUAUCUCAAAAUUUUGGAAAAAAAAACUAAUGAUAAAAGUUUUAUUUUCACACAAUUGCACACUACUAUGUAAUCUAAAAUUCCAAAUUUCUAAACUAUCUGAAUUAUACAUAUUAUACUCUACUGUAAACCUUAUUUCCCUAAAUAUUAUUUGUUUACAGGACAUAUAUUAAGUUCUUUAGCUGUCUGAUUGUUGAUGUAGCAGUAGAUUAUAAAAAGAAUGCUUGAUAUGUUUUAUGCAAUACUUUUCACCGUUGGGAUAAAUUUAUAUAAUGGUUCAAAGUACCAAUAAGAGUUGUACGGCAUCAAAUACUAAUCAAGUUCAAGGUCAUGUUAUUAUGUCAAGUAUUUGCCUAGUUCCAGGUCAUGUUUUGUAAGAACUACUGGUCACAGCAAGGAGUUUUGGUAGAGUACUGGUCAAGGGUCGAAGUAAGGACUUUGUGUAUAGUACUUGUUUAAGGUCAAAGUAAGGACUUUGUGUGGAGUGCUUGUUUAAGGUCAAAGUAAGGACUUUGUGUGGAGUACUUGUCAAGAAUCAAAAUAAGGACUAAUCAUGACAUGCUGACUAAAGGACUUACAGAGAGGAACUGAUAAAGGUCUAAAUUAGGAUUUGAUUGAGGCUCAGGUUAGAACUUACUGAGAUGUACAAGACAAGCUUCAGAUAAUGACAUUGUGGAAAUAACUAACCAGGAUUCAAGUCCUGACCUUGAGCUGAAUUUUUGCCUAUGCAUGAUUAGCAUGAUUUUACAACAAUUACCACAUACUGAAGACAUAACAUUAUUUAGGGUGAUCUUGGUCUAGAACUUUGAUGUAGCCUGAAGAUUGGUACCAGAAUCUUUUUUUUAAUUCCGUUUUUUAAUUAGAGUAUCAUUGUGAAUAAUCAGUUUCUACAAUAUUUAUAAGUGUAGCUAUUAUCCAUUUUAGAGCAUAUCUGCACCACAAUUUGAUGCUUUUUGAUCUGUUGACUUCCUAUUGUAUUGUGUCACUUCCUAAACCAUAUGAACGCUGAUCAUUAUAUUUCUUGCCAACUACUCAAAUUUCUUUCCACAAACAGCAGGAUCCAUUGUUACAUUACACAUCUAUAUAUUUCUUUAAAUAUCCAUGUUUUCUUCUAUUCUUGCCCUUUCUGUGCUUCAUUACAAUAGUAGAAUUAGGAAAAUCAAUUUCUGACUGAGAUAUCACCAUUUAUGGUUUAUGAGAAUAUUUUGGAUAUAACGUAAUAACCAAAACAUCAAUAUGAGUAUUUUUGUGGAUUUUUUUUUUUCAGAUUUAAAUGUAGAGACUACAGAUUAUACAAAAAAUUCUAAAAUUGUUUCAAUUUUUCAAGAAACAAACUUUAAAAAUUUUCUUUGUGUUAUUUAUGGUGGGAACUCUGGGUUUAUUGUAGGAUAAGUAUAGUAAUAUUUCAGUAAUUUUACUAAACUAACAGUUGAAAGAUAAACUGUCAUUUGACCAUUGUAAUACACAGGGACCUGAGAAUUUGUUACAGGUGAAUAUGGAUCUACCCUUGUCUGUUUAUUAAGUUUAGAGGUUUUUGUGGAUUAGAUUUGUAUUCCAUAAAAAUGACACCCAUGUUUUUUAACACUAAAGAGUGAUAUUUCUUCACAGAAUACUGAUCUUACCCAACAAAGCCUCUAGAAACCAUUAAAACAGAUUAGGGUGGGUACAUAUUCACUUGUACUGUAACAUGUAGCAAAUUCAUAGGUCCCUAUGUAACAAUAUAAUAAGUUUUACUAUAUAGGUCUUUUAAAACCUAUUUCUCUCUAUGUAAUCCACACUGGUUAUGUAAUAUGCAGUGCUAUACAUGCAGUAUCUCUAAUAAUGUACAACGUGUUGGCUAUACCGGUCAUCAACCUGUUGUGUACCUCUUGUUUUUGCUGUAUAAGUUGAUGGCAUGUUUUCUGUCUCUUUGGAAUAGCUGACCUGUAUGUAAAGUCUGGGAUUACAAAUGUACAGAUAUAAAAUGUCAUAUGUAUGGAAUUGGAAGGGUUAAUAAAUAGGAGAGAAAACUG
Molecule: messenger RNA, 5681 nt
Organism: Ylistrum balloti
Lineage: Eukaryota; Metazoa; Mollusca; Bivalvia; Pectinida; Pectinidae
Product: DET1- and DDB1-associated protein 1-like
Exons: 5
Coding region: 1-366 (121 amino acids)
Biological process (GO): positive regulation of proteasomal ubiquitin-dependent protein catabolic process
Cellular component (GO): Cul4-RING E3 ubiquitin ligase complex
Source: RefSeq, a predicted model, not a curated record